GUCUGAACUACACGGACUGAUUGCUCUCAGUACCAGGGCUUGUAUACAUAUUUUGUCCACCCGCAUUUUUAGCAUAAAUCUUGAAAUCCACAAACCAACACUCUAUACCCCAUAUUUUUCUUAAUUUUUAGUCCACCCUGCACUAGUUCGAUUUCUCUGUCCCUGUAAGGACCAAUUCAGGUACAAAUCAGGCGAUAAGAUAAGGCCACCCAAGGUGGAGAAAAGAAGUUUGAACCCCUCAUUAAGUUUCAUGAACAUCAACAAAAGACAUCCAUUUAUACAAAAUCUUAACAUCGUCAGUAUCCGUUCUUGUCAGAUCAGUAAAACCCAAAAAUCACCAAAAUGACCGACGCAAGCACAAUCCAGACCCUCGACACCCGCAUGGGCGAGUUCCUGGCAGCCAUCGAAUCCCACCCGAUGAUGACAGGCAGCCCACCCCACCCAACAGGCUUCUAUAUCCAUGACUUCAUCCGUAACACUCACACCAAGCUAAGGAGUAUUGACGCCCAGAAACUCCAAGCGGCAGACUCUGCCACCGUCAAAGAGUUCCAGGAUAUCCGGGCCCGCAACGUGCUCGCUGAGCAACUGAUCGAGGGCAGCGGGCCGAUGGCACAGAUGAUGCUCAUGAUGGGGGGAGGUCCGCUUGACUUUGGUGAUGCGAUUAAGCAGAAGGCUCGGGCGGUUAAUUCUAUUUAAAGCUUGUAUAUGUAUUGGUUCUGGGAUCAUGGUGUGUGUGUAUGAGAUAGGAAUAGGUUUGGUAUAGAAAACUAGGGGUUUGGCUUGCCUAUGGAUGUGACUGUGUAACCAUGAUUGACUCCGUUUCAGGGUUAAUAGUGUGUGUGUAUGCAAAGAAGGGCUUAGGGGUUUUGAAUAUGCCUUUUGGCUACGUAAGAGACGGUUUGUCUCUUUUUUUACUUUUCGCUCCCUCCAGGAUACAAUGAUAUUAACAAGUAUGACACUC
Messenger RNA from Aspergillus pseudotamarii, 961 nucleotides. RefSeq lists its product as uncharacterized. The coding region runs from base 343 to 696 and encodes 117 amino acids. Lineage: Eukaryota; Fungi; Ascomycota; Eurotiomycetes; Eurotiales; Aspergillaceae. The record is from RefSeq and is a predicted model, not a curated record. The transcript has 2 exons.